This is a messenger RNA of Talaromyces atroroseus, 447 nucleotides long. RefSeq lists its product as hypothetical. Lineage: Eukaryota; Fungi; Ascomycota; Eurotiomycetes; Eurotiales; Trichocomaceae. The record is from RefSeq and is a predicted model, not a curated record. The transcript is spliced from 3 exons. The coding region runs from base 1 to 447 and encodes 148 amino acids.
AUGGAUUUUGAGACCAUCUCAUCAUCCUUCAAAUUCGGGGGUCAAUUGGGAUACGCCAGUGCUAUCUCUGGCGGUCUCUCCGGUGGCGCUGUCACCAAACUGAUGGUUCAUCCAGGAGGCAAAUUCACACCAGGACUUGUCGUCUUUUCUUUGCUAAGCUACCUGGGACAAGGUUCUUGGAACAUGGUUGAAAGAUGGCAUCUGAGCAACCAAGGCAAGAAGGAAUCAAGGUCCAUAUUGCAGCGCAUGGCCGAUUCCAAAUGGAUCCCGUUACGCUCUCUUUCAGACAAUGACUUCAAGCACAUUCUCAACGAAAAGAUUUUGAGCAUGGAAGUUGAGAUUGCUCUUCUGGACGACAAGAUUCAGAGUCUUGAAGAUGAGCGAGCGGCUGUCGCGGGUCAAAAGGGCGAGCAAUCUUCUCAGGAUGGACGACCAAAGGCUUGUUGA